Molecule: messenger RNA, 1023 nt
Organism: Brenthis ino (lesser marbled fritillary)
Lineage: Eukaryota; Metazoa; Arthropoda; Insecta; Lepidoptera; Nymphalidae
Source: the annotation of a GenBank genome assembly
AUGUGUGAUAUAAACGAUAAUCCUAUUAAAUUAAGUGUUAAGUGGAAUGGAAAGGAAUAUGAAAUACCUGAAUUAUCGCCUUCGGACUCAGUAGCGAUGUUGAAAAUCGCGAUCGAAAAUGCCACUGGAGUUCGACCGGAAAGACAAAAACUUCUCAAUGUUAAGUUUCAGGGCAAAGUGGCGACAGAUAACUGCACCUUAUUUGAUUUGAACCUCAAGCCAAAUCUUAAGAUCAUGAUGAUGGGCUCUUUAGAAGAAGCAAUAGAAGGUGCUAGAACAAAACCAGAUGUAGGUGAUGAAGUAAUUAAUGAUUUAGAUAUAGAGGAAGAAGAAGUAGAUGUUGAAAACCAAGAGAUAUACUUAACAAAAAUAAACAAAAGAGUGAAAGAUUAUAAAAUAAAUAUUCUAAAUGAGCCCCGACCGGGCAAGAAACUUCUUGUAUUAGAUAUAGACUAUACACUCUUCGACCAUAGAUCUGUGGCAGAAACUGGUUAUGAACUGAUGCGUCCAUUUCUCCAUGAAUUUUUAACAUCAGCAUAUGAAGACUAUGACAUAGUUAUUUGGUCGGCCACUGGAAUGAAGUGGAUAGAGGAAAAAAUGAGAUUGCUUGGUGUAUCAACUCACCCAGAUUAUAAAAUCAUGUUUUAUUUGGAUUAUCUGGCUAUGAUCACUGUUCAUACAGCCAAAUACGGAACUAUUGAUGUAAAACCACUUGGUGUAAUUUGGGGUAAGUACCCACAAUACAGUUCCAAAAAUACAAUAAUGUUUGAUGACAUCCGACGCAAUUUUAUAAUGAACCCUAAAAGUGGUCUAAAAAUAAGACCAUUCAGACAGGCUCACUUGAAUAGAGAUAGGGAUAGGGAACUAUUACACCUUUCCACUUAUCUCAAAGACAUUGCAAAUUACUGUGACGAUUUUGAUACUCUUAACCAUAAAAGAUGGGAAAAGUUUAAGCCCGACAAAAGAACUCAGCAAGUCGGUAGUAAAAGAAAGGCAGAAGACAGUCCGUCUCAACCGAAGGAA